Messenger RNA from Notothenia coriiceps (black rockcod), 471 nucleotides. RefSeq names its product single-minded homolog 1-A-like. Gene Ontology annotation, biological process: regulation of transcription by RNA polymerase II. The transcript is spliced from 3 exons. The record is from RefSeq and is a predicted model, not a curated record. Gene Ontology annotation, molecular function: protein binding; RNA polymerase II transcription regulatory region sequence-specific DNA binding; DNA-binding transcription factor activity, RNA polymerase II-specific. Bases 61 to 471 code for a protein of 136 amino acids. Lineage: Eukaryota; Metazoa; Chordata; Actinopteri; Perciformes; Nototheniidae.
GGAACUGUUCAGGUGAUCCACUGCAGCGGCUACCUGAAGAUCCGUCAGUACAGCCUGGACAUGUCUCCGUUUGACGGCUGCUAUCAGAACGUGGGGCUGGUGGCUGUGGGUCACUCGCUCCCCCCCAGCGCUGUCACUGAGAUCAAACUGCACUCCAACAUGUUCAUGUUCAGAGCCAGCCUGGACAUGAAGCUCAUCUUCCUCGACUCACGGGUUGCAGAGCUGACAGGCUACGAGCCUCAGGAUCUAAUAGAGAAGACCCUCUACCAUCAUGUGCACAGCUGUGACUCCUUCCACCUGAGAUGUGCUCAUCACUUGUUGCUGGUGAAAGGUCAGGUCACCACUAAGUACUACCGUUUCCUGGCCAAGCCUGGAGGCUGGGUCUGGGUUCAGAGUUAUGCAACCAUCGUUCACAACAGCCGCUCGUCCCGCCCUCACUGCAUCGUCAGCGUCAACUAUGUCCUCACGUGA